Messenger RNA from Xenopus tropicalis (tropical clawed frog), 4777 nucleotides. It is a transcript of the gene adamts4, whose product is annotated as ADAM metallopeptidase with thrombospondin type 1 motif 4. Gene Ontology annotation, molecular function: metalloendopeptidase activity; metallopeptidase activity. Bases 415 to 2973 code for a protein of 852 amino acids. Gene Ontology annotation, biological process: extracellular matrix organization; proteolysis. The transcript is spliced from 9 exons. NCBI's taxonomy places the organism in Eukaryota, Metazoa, Chordata, Amphibia, Anura, Pipidae. The record is from RefSeq and is a predicted model, not a curated record.
AGCCAAUCGGGGCUGAGCCGGGGCAGCUGUUAAAUAGGAGAGUCAGCGGAGGGAUCAGUCAGUGUGGAGCACAAGAGCAGCAGGGAGACACUGGGAGAAGCUGGGAUUGUUUCCCAAGGAAUCUCUCAACCUCCACAAACUGGAAACAGAGACAUAUUUCAUCCUCCGGGCGAGACGAGGUCUGGACAAUUCCGAGAAUUAUCCCUUUGCUCCGCUUAGUAUUUCAUACAGAGAACAAAACUCAGGGGUUUUCUAUAGAUAAAGAAGAAACGUUCUUGCACUUAAACCUUCCAGUCUCUCGGAUUUCAGGGGGUGAAGAUUUUCAGCUUCUUUACAAGUUCUCUGUGAGUUAGAUACAGUCGUAGCGCCAGGUUCUGGUUUCUUGGUUAAUUGUCCAGUUGGACUUUUUGGACCAUGACUCUCUCCGUGAAGCCGGUGCCUCCUGGGAAGGUGUCAUGGAUGUGUGUUUUGGCUGUUGCCUGGGCACACGUGGUGGCUGCUCUCGGAGAGAAGUCCCAAGCCGGCUACAAGGAGGAAAUUGUGUUUCCGGAAAGACUCAACUCCAGCUUCCGUCAGGAGCACCCUCAAUGGCCAGGGAGCGCUAACGAGCCACCCUCUGACGGCCACCUGAUCUUCCGAUUCCGGGCGUUUGGAGAAGAAUUGAUUUUGGAUAUGGAGAGGGACCCCAGUUUUCUCUCCGAAGACCUGACGGUGCAGUACCUGGGCAGGAACAGACAGUCGGAUGCUGAUGGCCUCUCCGAGCCGGGCAGCUAUUUCACAGGGGCUGUCAAUUCCGACCCAGAAUCUAUCGCUGCGGUCAACUACAAUGGAGCCUCUCUUGUUGGGGUUCUGCAGUACCGGGGGGCUGAAUUUCAUAUCCAACCCUUGGAAGGAGGAGGACCGAACAGCGUAGAAGGUGUCGGGGCGCAUGUCAUCCGCAGAAAAGUUCCAGAUAGGUCCAAUGGGCCCAUGUGCAAUGUAGGAACUCAAGGGGAAAAGAAAGGUUCCAGAGAUGCUGAACCCAAAGACAACACUGUAAAGUCCCGAGCUGCCUCAACUAGAUCCAAGAGAUUCGCAUCCGUCCCUCGCUACGUGGAGACGCUGGUUGUCGCGGAUGAAACCAUGGCAGACUUCCACGGCGCCGACCUCAAGCGCUACCUGCUCACCGUCCUGGCCGCUUCAGCCAAAUUCUUCCGCCACCCCAGCCUGAAGAACCCGGUCAACGUGGUGGUGACUCGCCUGGUGGUGAUCGGAAAGGCCGACAAGGCCCAGAAGUACGGCGGGCUUAAGAUGACCACCAACGCCGCCGAGAUGCUGAGGAACUUCUGCGAGUGGCAGAAAGGACUCAACAAGCAGAACGACUCUGAUUCGGAGCAUUUUGACACGGCGAUACUCUUCACCAGGCAGAACCUUUGUGGUGUGUCCACCUGUGACACCCUGGGCAUGGCCGACGUGGGCACCGUGUGCGACCCUUCCCGAAGCUGUUCCAUCGUUGAAGACGAUGGCUUGCAGUCAGCUUUUACAGCCGCCCACGAGCUUGGCCACGUCUUCAACAUGCUCCAUGACAACUCCAAGCCCUGCGUGGAACUCAACCGCCCCUCCAGCAACACAAGGCACAUGAUGGCCCCGGUGAUGUCCUUCGUUGACCCCGAGGAACUGUGGUCGCCCUGCAGCGCAAAGUUCAUCACAGACUUCUUAGAUAAUGGAAAUGGUCACUGCCUUUUGGAUAAGCCUCGUACCCCCCUCCGUUUGCCAGUGCCUUUCCCGGGCAACGACUAUGACGCCGAUCGCCAGUGCCAACUGACAUUUGGCCCAGACUCUCGCCAUUGCCCAAACCUUCACACACCUUGCUCUUCUCUAUGGUGCACGGGUAAAAUCGACGGGCACUUCAUGUGCCAAACCAAGCACUUCCCCUGGGCUGACGGGACCAGCUGCGGAGUGGGCAAGACCUGCAUGAACGGCCGAUGCAUCAGCAAAGUGGAGAUGAAGGCCUUCAACACACCGGUUAAUGGCGGUUGGGGUCCCUGGGGCCCGUAUGGACAGUGCUCCCGGACGUGCGGGGGUGGCGUGCAGUUCUCCCACCGCGAAUGCAACAAACCUGUUCCCCGCAAUGGUGGAAAGUACUGCGAGGGCAAAAGGACCCAGUACCGCUCCUGUAACACCCAGAUGUGCGCUUUGGGCAAUGCUCUGACCUACAGAGAGCAGCAGUGUGCCGCAUACAACCACAGGACAGAUAUGUUCAAGACUUUCCCGUCGCCGAUGGACUGGGUGCCGAGGUAUAAUGGCAUUGCGGAGAAGGACCGGUGUAAACUUACCUGCCAGUCCCGUCCUCUGGGAUACUACUACGUGUUGGAGCCGAGGGUGGCUGAUGGGACACCAUGCUCCCCCGACUCCACCUCCGUGUGUGUCCAAGGGCGAUGCGUCCACGCAGGAUGCGACAGAAUCAUCGGGUCCAAGAAGAAGUUCGACAAGUGCAUGGUGUGCGGAGGGGACGGAUCUACCUGUACCAAGAACUACGGAUCCUUCACGAAGCCCAGAUACGGCUACAACAAUGUGGUUACGAUUCCCGCCGGGGCCACUAAUAUUCUGAUACGUCAAAACAGUGGUUCAUCUUCCACCAGCGACGGAGUCUACUUGGCGCUAAAGAGGCAAGACGGCUCCUACGCGCUUAACGGGAAUUACAUCUUGGUGCCCUCGGAACUGGACGUGGGCAUCGGGGGAGGUGCGUCCGUCAGGUACAGCGGUGCUACGAAAGCGGUGGAGACCAUUGUUGGCCGUGGUCCUCUGAAGGAGCCGCUGACCGUUCAAGCUCUGGUGGUCAGUGACCAGCGAGUGCCGCGCCUCAAGUACACGUUUUUUGUUCCCAAGCCCACCGUCCGCUCUAGCCCGCCCAAAAAAGCCACCGACGAGUGGUCAAAACGAAGAGCUCAGAUCAUGGACAUUCUUAGGAGGACAAGGAACAGCCACAAAUAAUUUUGACGUUGAGUAGACUCAGGAACACAACUGUCGCCCAGGCUGAAACACGCAAGUUCCAGGGAGGAGAAAGAAGUGUUUGGGAGACAAUGGAUAUCUGACCACCGUGCCGAAAGGACAGAUCUCCGUAACCGGAGACAAAGGCACUUUGGCCAUUGGAACGUAAACCGUAAGCGAGGAUGUUCUUUGGCGUGACCUUGGGGGGAGGAAAGUUUCACGGAUGGGAACGAGACACAUUUGAUGUUGCUGAGUCGAAACUAAAAGCCGCAGAUGUUGGCAGGUCCACCACUUGUGGCUUCUCUCCAGACUUCUUUCUGCAUUAACUCUUGCUCUGCGUCCCUCAGCGUUCCACUGGGCAAGUCAUGGUUCCACUGGGCAAGCCAUGGUUCCACUGGGCAAGUCAUGUCAGGGGCACCUUGGGGGGGCUUAUUAGAAGGUCUUCUCUAUUCUUCACCAAGUUGGACCAUGUCUGGUUCUCUCGGCUGCAGGAAGCUGGAGGCUCGGCUGCAAGCUCACGUUUCGACGCAUCUCCUUGGACUGAAAGUAGGGUCUGGAAACCCUAACUUAUUAUUAAUACCCCUUAUUUAAUAGAAAUAUACAAAGACCUAGAACAAAGAACUCAAGCGGGGAAAGUGUCCUCCUCGGCACCUCGUAUUUCCGCACGUGGUAUCAAGCCAAAAAGGGCGUAACAGAAAUCAAUUUGGGCUCUCGGGGGGGUUAGAACUAACGGAUCUGCCGGCCCCAUUACAGGGUCAACCUCACCAGUAGAACCACCAGAGCUGGCUGCAUGUUCCUUGGGUGGGGGGGGGUUCUGCCCAAGAACGUGAAUACAAUAAGGACUCAUUAGCCGUCGCCUCGUUACGAGGAAAACAAAGGUGCUAUCACGAUGAUCCGUAGAGGUCUAAGUCGCGGUCUCGUUGAAGAGAUACCAUAGAUAGUAGCGUUAUAUAAAUGCCCCGCCCACGGGGCUACAUGUACUGACUGCUAUAGGGGGUUACCACCAUGACAGGGGCAACCAAUCAGUAAGAUCAAGCACAUUGGCUCCUGUUAUUGAUUUACCCCUCCUUUGUCGCCAUUGGACAGCCACCAACUCCGAGACCCCUUGUCCCUGUUUGCCCCCCCCCCAUUCAUUUGAUUGUACGCUGUUGCCUAUUUAUUAAUUAUUUAUUAAUGUGCAGAUUGGUGGGGCAGAACCGCGCAAUGAUGUCGUGGGGCAUCAUGGGAAGUAAUAGACCAGGCGCUGUUACUCCUGCUCUCCACUAGGGGCGGCUGUGGUUCUUCCACCAACUACUGUGUUACUAUGCAAGGUACAGUAUGUAUGGGGCUUUUACCAGUUGGGUAUGGUCGCCCAGCGGCAAAGCACCCACAGAUCUUCCCAUUAUGGGAGGGGCCAUCAGAUGAAUCAUUUGCAUAAUCUGCCUAGAGACUGCACCCUUGAUUUCAGGGGGGGCAACAGGGAUCUUGAGACCCUUGAGCUGUCGCUCUUUUUUGCUCUAAUGUACAUGCUGGGGGCCCUUCUGCCCAAGCCUCCCGGGGUGGAGGAUCUGGUAACCCCUCCCCCUUCCCGGUAACCCCUCCCCCUUCCCAGAGACCCCUCCCCCUGCAGUAACCCCUCCCCCUUCCCAGAGACCCCUCCCCCUUCCCAGAGACCCCACCCCCGGCAUUGGUACAGACACACCCGGAAUAUGGAGAGUCCAGAAUCAAAUCCCCGUGUUGGUUUUUUAAUGUUGGGGGGGUUUUUGUUUAAUAAUUAUUUUUUUGUAUUGUAAAGAAAAACCUGCACCAGAUUAUUUAAAUAUAUUUA